This is a messenger RNA of Acipenser ruthenus (sterlet), 2596 nucleotides long. Its product is annotated as zinc finger protein 571-like. The coding region runs from base 1 to 2376 and encodes 791 amino acids. Gene Ontology annotation, biological process: regulation of immune system process; regulation of cytokine production; negative regulation of transcription by RNA polymerase II. The transcript is spliced from 3 exons. The record is from RefSeq and is a predicted model, not a curated record. Lineage: Eukaryota; Metazoa; Chordata; Actinopteri; Acipenseriformes; Acipenseridae.
AUGCGGAAACUUUCCAUGCCACCCCACAUGUUGUCAGCGUGGGAAGGGAACGAUGUCACCUUGGCUACCGACAUCAAGUGCUCACCCUUGGGGUUGUUGAAGGUUCGACUGAAGAUGGUAGGAAGGUUAUGGGAGGGAACGGUUUUAGUGAUGGAUUAUCUCACAACAGAGCUGAUCAUUGGAGUUGACUUAAUUCGUGAAACUGGAUUGUUAAUAGACCUCCAGCACAUGAAGGUGUGGUAUUCUAGCUCAGCCAAAGGGGUGCCUAUCCCACCUACCAAGACGACACAAGAACUUCCAGUGCUUGUGGCAGCGGGUGAUUCUCCAAUUCUGGAAGUGGAAGGAACCACCUCCUUGCAAAAUAGUAGCACAACAGGCUCAUCCUCCAAGGAAAAGCACAGUCAGCUACAGGAUGUACUGCAACGGUUCUCAGAAGUUUUAGGGGACCAUAUGGGCAGAAGUGACACUGUUCAACACCAUAUUACAACAAAUGGAUCCCCACCCUGUCGGCAGAGACCUUAUCCAUACAGCCCAGAGAAGCGAAUGUCCAUCCAGCAGCAAGUUGAAGAAAUGCUGAAGUUAGGUGUGGUUGAGCCCUCUAAGUCACCCUGGGCAUCUCCUGUAGUCAUCGUUAAAAAGAAAGAUGGCAGUGAUCGCUUCUGCGUAGACUACAGGAGACUUAAUCAGGCAACCCAAACAGAUGCCUUUCCUAUGGUGAACAUGCGGGAGGUCCUUGACAGUCUUCAUGGGGCAGUCUACUUCAGCACUCUAGACUUACGCUGUGGAUAUUGGCAGAUAGCUAUGUCACAAGACAGUCGGGAAGCGACCGCUUUCAUUACACACAUGGGACUGUACCAGUUCAAAGUCAUGCCUUUCGGGCUAAAGAAUGCUCCAGCCACGUUCCAGAGGCUUAUGAAUGAGCUCCCACCGGAAGAAGCCAUAACAGUCCUUGUCUCUACCGUAGUGGAGGGGAACCCUCCACGCCUUUUAAGCCGAGAUAUUGUUCAAGAGGAGCAAAAGAAGGAUGGGUACCUGUUGCCUAUCAUUGAGUACCUCAGUCAUGGAACUGUUCCCCCCUGCAAAGAGCAAGCAGCAAGAAUCAGAGGAAGGAACAUUUUCUGCAUUUCUUACUUAAAACCGUCUCUGAUUUUUCACUCCUGUUUGUUUUUUCCAGGUUCCAGUCCAGCAGUUAAAGCAUGGACCCAGUUAAGGAAUUUAAAAAUACUGAGAGGAGAGAAAUUAAAAUAUACCAGAGGAGAGAAACCGUAUCACUGCUCUGACUGUGGAAAGAGUUUCAGGCACUCAGGAGACCUUGUGAUACACCAGCGAAUUCACACAGGAGAGAAACCCUAUCGCUGCUCUGACUGUGGAAAGAGGUUCAAGUCAUCAGGACACCGUACAGCACACCAGCGAAUUCACACAGGAGAGAAACCGCAUUGCUGCUCUGACUGUGGAAAGAGUUUCAGGAACUCAGGAGACCUUUCAAAACACCAACGAAUUCACACAGGAGAGAAACCUUAUCGCUGUUCGCACUGUGGGAAGAGUUUCAGUCGGUCUGGAAAUUUUGAAUUGCAUAAGCGAACUCACAAAGGAGAGAAACCAUAUCACUGUUCUGACUGUGGGAAGAGUUUCAGUCGGUCAGAACACCUAUUAAUACAUCAGCGAAUACACACUGGAGAGAGACCGUAUCACUGCACUGACUGUGGGAAGAGUUUCAGUCGAUCGGGACAACUUGUAACACACCAGCGAAUUCACACAGGAGAGAAACCAUAUUACUGCUCUGACUGUGGGAAGAGUUUCAGGGAUUCAACAGACCUUGUAAAACACCAGAGAACUCACACAGGAGUAAAGCCAUAUCACUGCUCCGACUGUGGUAAAAGUUUCAGUCAGUCAGGACAACUUGGAAAACAUCAGCGGAUUCACACAGGAGAAAAAACGUUUCAUUGCUCUGACUGUGGGAAGAGUUUCAGUUCGUUAGCAAACCUUGUUUCACACCAGCGAAUUCACUCAGGAGAGAAACCGUAUCACUGCUCUAACUGUGGGAAAAGUUUCCGUCACUCAGCAUCCUUUGCUGUACACCGGCACAUUCACACAGGAGAGAAACCGUAUCACUGCUCUCACUGUGGGAAGAGUUUCGGUCACUUGGCAUCCUUUGCUGCACACCAGCGUAUUCACACAGGAGAGAAACCGUACCGCUGCUCUGACUGUGGAAAGACUUUCAGACGGUCGGGACACCUUGUUUCACACCGGCGCAUUCACACAGGAGAGAAACCGUACCGCUGCUCUGAUUGUGGGAAGAGUUUCAGUCAGUCAAGAUCCCUUGUUACACACCAGCAAAUUCACACAGGAGAGAAAAAAAAAAGAAAAUGUAAAUAAUGUUCCUGCAUAAAAAUAACUUUUAUCCAUUUUGCUUCCUGGCAUUUCAGCACAGCAGUGUGCUGCUGAAUAGUGUGGCUGCCCAAGCCGAGGAGACAGUCAGAACAAAUCCUUAAAUGGAAUUUACUAGUGUAACGACCUCGCCCUUAGCACAAAGCCAACCACUAUGGAGUGAUUACCUCCCUAUAUUAAAUAUAUCCCAUGACAAAAACAAGUUCGA